UCGGACUUAAUAAUUUAGCACAACCAUUGGGCUCAAGACAAUCGGUGAUUGGUUUCCACUUCAAAACAGACAGCGGAGGAAGUUUAAACAGGAGGAAACUGUGCAGGUGGAGAUGCAAAUGUUUAUAUUUUAGUUUUGUCAACGUGGUGCAUUAUUUAAAAUGUCAUCUUCAGAUUUCAUAAGAUCCCAAGAUUUCAUAGUUCAUCGGGAUGGACAGCUGUCUCAUGUUUCACCUGAUCAGGGAGAAGUGCAAGGAGAAGCUGAAUCUGUUUUCCCUGCAGACAACAGACCUUUUCUUGAAGAAUAUGACAAACAUAUGGAAGAUAUGAGUAAACAGCUGAAGGAUUACCAGACGCAGAUGUGUGAAAUUAAACUGAAACUUGAGAAUGUAAUUAAAGAAAAUGAAAGACUUCAUGUGGAACUGCGAGAAUCAGUUGAAAGACAGCUUGAGAGUUUACCUUCAGGAACUAUUUUGGAUGGCGCAUCUUUCACAGAUGAUGAAAUUAUGAAAAACCUACAGGAACAAAUACAACUCUGCAAUCAGGAAAAAGAACAAGCCUUGGAGUUGUGGCAUUCGGCUUCCCAUGAGAUGGAGAGACUUCAACAGUUGUACCAAAAGACCAUGUCAGAGGCACAGAUCCACUUGACUGAAAGACAGCAGUUAAAAGAACAGCUGGCACGUGUUCAGCAAGUUGUUCAGCAGUUCCACUUAUCCAAUCAAAAACUGGAAUCUAGUAAUCAGCACCUUCUCAAAACCAUGACAGAACAAAGCUCAGAGUUGGAACAGCUUCGCAAUCAGUUAAGACAAAACAAAUUGGAUUUGCGAAUAGCCACCAGUAAAGUGGAAGAAAUGACAAAGAUUAUGCAAAAUCUUCAAGAACAAAUGCAAAAGAUGGAAGAAGAUGUUGUUACAGCACAUGGCAGAGAGGAAGCCUCUGAUAAACGAGUGCAGCAGCUGCAGUCAGCAAUUGCCCAGUUGGAAACACGAUUAAAAGUUGCUACCCAAGAGGCUGAAAAAGUUGGAAAAGAUCGAACUCUUUUAGAGAGACAAAUUGGAGAACUACAAGUAAAAUGUUCAACACUUGAAGAAGAAAAAUUUGAAGCAAUUAUAAAGGUUCGAGACAGUAUUCAACUAGUGGAGGAAGCAACACUGCAAAAAGAUCAGGCACUUCUGAGAGAGAAACAAAAAGAUGAAGAGAUAGCAAAAAUGAAGGACGCCAUGGCUCGGUUGAUUCAGGAUGUCGGAGCACGGAUGCGUAAAGAGGUUGAAAAUGUUCGAAAGCAAUGUAAUGUUCAAAUUAGCAGAUUGGCAGAAGAGCUUUCAGCUCUACAGCUGGAGUGCAGUGACAAAGAGGGGCAAAUUCAAAGAGCAAUUCGGGAAAAGAGAGCUGUAGAAGAAGAACUAGAAACAGUUUACCGUGAAGGCAGAAGUACAGAAACAGAUUUCCGUAAAAUGGAUGAACUUCUCCAGCGGUGCAUAAAUGCUGAACGAGCCAAAAAUGAUCUGCAAAUAAGCCUAAAAGUUGCAGAGAACAAGCUUAGAAAAAAUGAACUGAAUUCAGAAGAGGAAAUGUUUCGAUGUCAAGAGACCAUUCAGAAACUGCAAGGGUCACUGGAGUCUGUUCGUAUGGACUGUGGCACAGUGAGUGAGGAGAGGUUAAGACUGCAACAGGAGAAUGAGAAACUACGCAAAGAGAUGGAGGAGCUUAGAAAAGCCAGCCUUGAAGUGCAAAGGAAGGCAAAGAACGAGGUUUCUACACUGGAACAUGAAUACUCCAUGAAGGAGAACAGUCUUCAAGUACGUGUUCGAGAACUAGAAAACAGCAGUCAGAAUUCUACAAAUGAGCUUAGUCGUCUGCUUACAGCUCAGCAAAAGACUGCAAACAGGUGGAAAGAGGAAGCCAAGAAGAUUGCGGAAAGCUUUGAGGUGCAACUGAGUAAUUUGAAAAGUCAGUUAAACCAACAAAAGCAACGCUCCCAGGAACUAGCUUCUAAACUUGGAGCUGAGCAUGAGAAGGCUGCUGAGUUUGAAAAACAAAUGGCCGAGUACCAGGAGAAAACAGACAGACUGCAGAGGCGCUUACUUCAUGCGGAGCAGAGAGCAUCGGCAGCUUCUCACCAGUUGACUCAGAUUACAACACGACGACGCACAGCCGCCACCUCCUUGAUGGAUUUGGAAACUCUCUGAGAUAACAUGAGCUCGUACAGAGGACUGCAGUAACCUGAACAAGAACAGUGCGUUGUAUUGGUUGUACAAAUGGCGUGUAGUUAAUGUGAAUGAAUGACAAAUUUGACCUUGUUAAUAUAAAUGUUGAACAUUUUCUUAAA
Molecule: messenger RNA, 2328 nt
Organism: Erpetoichthys calabaricus (reedfish)
Lineage: Eukaryota; Metazoa; Chordata; Cladistia; Polypteriformes; Polypteridae
Gene: sclt1
Product: sodium channel and clathrin linker 1
Exons: 22
Coding region: 161-2188 (675 amino acids)
Biological process (GO): clustering of voltage-gated sodium channels; cilium assembly
Cellular component (GO): centriole
Source: RefSeq, a predicted model, not a curated record